Molecule: messenger RNA, 2450 nt
Organism: Caenorhabditis angaria
Lineage: Eukaryota; Metazoa; Nematoda; Chromadorea; Rhabditida; Rhabditidae
Source: the annotation of a GenBank genome assembly
AUGUUGUUAGGUUUUCUAAUUUUCGUCUUUCUUCAAAUCCUCAGGACCCACACACUUUCACCACUAUGCAAUUCCAAUUCCACAAAUUAUAUCAUCGAACCCGGUCGAUCUCAAAGCGGACAAAUAAUUCUUGAAAAAUCCGUAGAUUCUUGGUCACAAUGUGCUCGAUAUUGCAAUGCUCUUCCAAAUUGCUCAUUUUAUAAUGUUUCUCCGGAUAAGAAAGGGGCACACUUUUGUCAACUUUAUGCAACUUCGAAAUUGAAACUUUCGAUUUAUCCAGAAUCAACGACGGCGAGGAAAUUUUGUUUGACGGAAGAAAAUUAUAAAUUGUGCUCUAGACGGAAUUUUGCAUUUGAGAAGUUUGCUGGGCGAGCAAUUUCGAAUUCUUCGUGGAUUUUGAAAACUUUUGAAGUCAGUCUUGAAGAUUGUCUAAACAAAUGCAUAGAGACGUGAGUUCUGUUUUUCAUUUACCAAAAAAAAAAAAAAAUACAAAAGUUUCAGUGAAAAUUGUCGAGCAUCUUUAUUCAACUUGGAAACUUCGAUGUGUCAAAUUUCAAAAAUCUCUCCAAAUUCUGUAUAUAAUCCUCGAACUUUUUUCAAAUUUUCGAAAAAUAUUGAUCUCUAUGAGAAUAAUUGUGCAGAUUGUAGGUUUUCUAUUAAAAAAAAAAUAAUAAUUUUAAUUUCUCAGUCGAGAUGUCGAGCACGGGUUGCAGUUUCAUGCGAGUUCAAAAAGGUGGUCUACCAGAGCUCAGCGAUCAAAUCGUUCAAAAAAUCCAGUCAACCGAUGAUUGCGAGCAAAUGUGUUUGAUUCGAUCGAAAAUCGCUGAUCCUUGUAGAUCUUACACUUAUGAUAGAUCUUCUAAACAAUGUUUUUUGUUUUACGCGUCGACGAGAAUUGUUGGAAGAAGUCCGUUGGAAAAUAUGAAAGAUAAUUUGAGUCAUGGAGAUUUGGAUGAUUGUAUGAAUUGUGAGUUGAUUGAAGUUUGCGAUGAAUAAUUAGAUUUUUUUAGUUUCUCUAAAAUGCCGUGAACAUGGUCUGGAAGUUCGAGCUUCAACGAUGAGAUUGUUUGUGUGAGUUUCUAUUUGGAAAAUGAAAUUUUGAAAAAGUCAGAGAUUUGAGGUUUUUGAAUUCAAACAACCCCGAGAAAUUACGUUUCAUUUUUUUUAUUCAAAGAAUCUUUGAAAUUUGAGAUAAUAUCAGUAUCGAUUGUCUUGAAAAUUUUGAGAAAAAAUUAAGAAGGAGCUAGAAAGAUUUAUACUUUUGGAAUUCUGAAAAAUUUUCGAAAUAUUUCGAAAUUUUACAGAAAUCAGAAUUCUGACAUAUUUUUUCAUUUUCAAAAUUAAUAUUUUCAGCGGCAAAGUGAUGACAAAAACCAAAAAAUGUGCCGAUUUCAUCAAUGGAAAUUACGAAUUCAGUUCAAAAUUCAAUUUCAAAGAAUGUGGAAUUGAACCGAUAAAAACAGCCGAAAUGUAUAAAGGAAUGAUUCAUGUGAAAGAGGGUUCAACAAAUUUGGUAACAAUUCGAGAUAAAAUGUUGGCAGUGAAUUGUAGAAUGCAUAAAAUGCCAAUGUUAACUGAAGAACAAACAUUAUCUGUGCAAAUGAAUAUAAAACCGAAAAAUGAAACAAUUAAAUUGACAAAAGAUGUGCCAAAGUUCUCUUUGAAAAUAUUAACGGAUAAUUCAACAGAGGCGAGUGAGGUCAAAAUUGGAGAUUCGGGAUGGAUUGUGUUGACUGUCAAAAAUUCUGCCGAUGAUUUCACAGUCACUAAUUUAAUUGCUAAAGAAGUCAAUAACAAAUCCAGUAAAACAAUGAAAAUCAUCGAUGAAGAAGGAUGUGUUAUCCGAAGAGAUAUUAUAACAGAAAUCGAAAAAAUCGGAAAAUCCCAAAUCAAAUUUCGCAUAAAUUUUUCUGGAUUCUCCAAACAAACCGAAAUCGUAUAUCACACAAUGAUUGAGACUUGUGAAAUUGGAUGUAUGCCAAAAUGUAACUCGGAUAUUUUAAUGAGAAAAUCUGAGGGAUUUAUCAAUAAAUUAUCGUUGGAUUUACCAAGGAAACAUCGAAUGGUUCGAAGAGCAAUCGAGACGACGACGACAAAACUUGAGCUAACUAAUGAUUUAUAUGAAAUAAGUGCGCAUCGAUUGACAUUAUUGAAUCCUGCUCAAAAUGAUGAUGGAGUUUCUAUGGUUCAGGUAAAUUAUUGAGAUGUUUUGAAAAAAAUACACUCAAACUGUAAUUUUUUUUCAGAAAGUUGCCACUCUCGAAUCAAGUUUCCACCAUUGUUUCAUUGAAGAUAUCACAUGCCUCUUUACUAUGAUUUUGGCAUCCAUUCAAAUAUUCCUCCUUGUCUCAUGUCUUCUCAUAGUUUGGUGUUAUUUUCAACAAUGGCGACAAUUUAGAGAAUUGGAACCUGAAAUGCCACCACAGCAAAUACAAUCGGUUAAAACAUAG